Messenger RNA from Trichoderma harzianum CBS 226.95, 315 nucleotides. RefSeq lists its product as hypothetical. NCBI's taxonomy places the organism in Eukaryota, Fungi, Ascomycota, Sordariomycetes, Hypocreales, Hypocreaceae. The transcript has a single exon. Bases 1 to 315 code for a protein of 104 amino acids. The record is from RefSeq and is a predicted model, not a curated record.
AUGGGCGGUGGAUAUAUCGACCAUAUACAUCAUGUAGAGCCGUUCCUCGGGGCUUCACUGGCAUCUAAAGCCGAUCUUCUGAGACUAAGAGCAGCGACAGCUGCAGACCGUGGAGAUGACGGAGAUAUGGAAGAUUUCCGGUGGCUGGUAGAAGCAUUGGCCAGAAAGGGUGAAAUGCUUCCACAAUUAAAUCAGAAAGAAGCUGAUGAUAUAAUUAAUACUGGAAAAUGCAUGGAUCCGCUAGAUCAGUUGGUUUUGGUUGCUGUUAUGGGUAUUAACAAUCAAAAAGCUGCUUUGAUGCUGCUUGGUAUAUGA